GUUGUGAAAAAUAAUAUCAACCUGAAGGAGACUUGUGAGAAAGAGGAAUGCAGGGUGGCUCUGGACCGCAGUGCCUGUCUCAGUAGUGAGAUGUCCAUGAGUCAGCAAGUCAUCCAGGACAAGGAGUUCUUCUUGCGGAUCCCCUUUGGAGUUGUGCCCAUGGCUGCUGGUCCUGGCACUGGGCACUGCUGGGAAGAGCCCGGCCCCGUCCUCUUGGCACCCUCCCUGCAGAGUCGACAACUGGAAUCGGAAACUGGAACGACUGAGGAGCACAGCCUCAACAAGGAGGCUCGGAAAUGGGCUACCCGGGUAGCCCGCGAGCACAAAAACAUCGUCCACAGUCAGCGGACACUUGAAGAGCUAGAAUACCAUGGGCCUGGGACGUCUGAGCAAACUCGAGCAGAACUGGAGCAGAAAAUAGAUGAAGCCAGAGAAAGUAUUCGCAAAGCUGAGAUAAUUAAGCUGAAAGCGGAAGCCCGUCUCGAUCUGCUGAAGCAGAUCGGUGUGUCUGUGGAUACGUGGCUAAAAAGCGCGAUGAACCAAGUGAUGGAAGAACUGGAAAAUGAGCGCUGGGCCAGCCUGCCCUCGGUGACCAACAACGGCUCUUCACACCUGAUUAAUGCUGAUGCAGAAAAGGAGGAAGGUGAAGAGUUUGAAGACAACAUGGAUGUUUUUGAUGACAGUAGUUCUAGUCCUUCUGGUACUCUAAGGAAUUACCCGCUCACCUGCAAAGUUGUUUAUUCAUAUAAGGCUUCUCAGCCCGACGAAUUGACCAUAGAGGAGCAUGAGGUAUUGGAGGUUAUUGAAGACGGAGAUAUGGAAGACUGGGUAAAGGCACGGAAUAAAGCAGGUCAAGUGGGUUAUGUGCCAGAGAAGUACCUGCAGUUCCCGACAUCCAGCAGCCUGCUGAGUAUGCUACAGUCCCUUGCGGCACUGGACAGUCGAUCGCACACCUCAAAUAAUUCCACUGAGGCUGACUUAGUCUCGGGCAGCCUGAAUGGAGACUCCAGUGUCUGUUUUGUAAAAGCACUUUAUGAUUACGAGGGCCAAACAGAUGAUGAGCUGUCCUUCCCGGAAGGAGCGAUCAUCCGCAUCUUGAACAAGGAGAAUCAAGAUGAUGAUGGCUUUUGGGAAGGAGAAUUCAACGGACGCGUUGGGGUGUUCCCAUCGGUAUUAGUUGAAGAGCUUACGGCCUCAGAGAACGGAGAGACUCAGUGGAUUGGUGAUAUUCAGGUAUCCCCGACUCCGAAGCCUAAUAAUGCCCUUCCACCGCUGCCGCUGUAUGACCAGCCACCCACUAGUCCCUACCACAGUCCGGAUAAAAGAGGUUCUCAGUACUUCCCCAGAUCACCGUCAACUAACGAAAACAGCUUCAGUUCAGAGUCCCCUGGAUUCUCACAGCCUCCGCGGAUUCCUCCCGAAACUUCCUAUGGCAAACUGCGACCUGUACGAGCAGCUCCACCACCCCCUACACAGCAUCAUCGCCGGACAACAGAGAAGAUAGAGGACGUGGAAAUUACUCUGGUGUAACGCUUGGACUAGUUAAGUAGUAGUGCUACAAUCAAGACCAAACGCGGUAUUUGGUCGAUCUCGUUUUUAGGCACCUUUGCAUGAUGAAGACUUUUAAUAGAGCAAGAGAUAGGGAGGAUUUUAUGUGGCAGUGACAUGGUGGAUUCCUUCCCACGGUCAUGAAUAUUUUGUGCCUUUUUUUUUUUUGUUUGUUUGUUUGUUUUGAUUUGUAUACGUCAUUCUUCCUCUCUUAGCAC
This is a messenger RNA of Balearica regulorum gibbericeps (East African grey crowned-crane), 1766 nucleotides long. The record is from RefSeq and is a predicted model, not a curated record. NCBI's taxonomy places the organism in Eukaryota, Metazoa, Chordata, Aves, Gruiformes, Gruidae.